GUUAAUUCAUUUAUAAAGAAACAAUGCUACUUGGAUAUAUUUGUAAAAUACUUCUCAUUCGAACUACCGUCAUUUUAGUGGGCUCUAAGAGAAGAGACUUACUGUGCGAAAGUUUAUAGACCCGCCAUUGCUACCGAGUAAUCUGACAGUAAUCCGAUGAAAUCAUUUCUAUCACUAAAAUUUUUGUGAGUCUGGUGUGCCUUCUCGAUAGUAACACGUCUAGUCAGUGAUUCGUGACCAAGAAUUGUGAUCAAGAACCCGUUCAAGUAGAAGCAGGCAUCAACUAGUUCGACCUUAAAAGUCAUCUAGCAUUGAUCGUUUAUAUUCACGUUUUGGAGAAUAAAAUCUCUGAUAAUUCUCGAACUCAUACUUUCAGCUAAAAAAACAUGUCGGAUACAAGACGACGUCGAAAAUCUAAUCAGUCUUGCGGUUCCGAUGACCUCUCGGAUUCUGGCGAAGAAUUAAAUGCAACGAAAGAAACCCAGAGCAGUGAACAAACUGAUGGUCAUCAGGAUUCAGAAUGUGAUGUUUAUCCAUCUGAUUCUGAUGUUGAAUCUCAAGAUGGUGCAUUACGAGAAAGUGGAGAUGGACAAGAAGAAGAGAAACCUCAAAAGAAAUUGGAUGAUGAUGAGGACAGACGUAAUCCGCAAUAUAUUCCUAAAAGAGGAACAUUUUAUGAACAUGAUGACAGGACUACCGAUGAAGUGACGGAUAAUACUGUAGAGCCACAGAAUGAAAGAGAAACCAAAGAAAAGAAAGUGUGGAAAGAUAAAGAAGAUAGAUGGGACCAUGAUCGAUACAAUGAUGAGGAACAAGCACCAAAGAGCCAUGAAGAAUUAAUAGCAGUUUAUGGUUAUGAUAUAAGAAACGAAGAAGGUCCACCUAGAGCUAGAAGAAGAAGAAGAUAUGGUCGUGGUCCAAAUAAGUAUACACGUAAUUGGGAAGAUGAAGAUGCAUAUGGAAAAGCUGGAACUAAUGUUUCUAAUAAAAAUAAAAAGUUUAAUAGAAGUGGUGAAGAUUUCCCUGCUCUAGGAACUAAUAAAAAUGCUUCUGCACCACCUGUGGAUGAACCAGUAAUCUCAUCAGCUUGGUACAGUAGUAAAAAUAAAUCACAAAAUAAAGUACAAAACUUUCCACCCCUGCAAGCUCAGAGUGAUAGUCCAAAAACAAAAUCUAGCGGUACAUCUAAUACUCUCACAAACGAGAAUAAAGCUCCUAAUGAACCUACAAAUCCUGCUUGGAAAAAGGACGCCAAAAAUUCAUCCUAUACUCAAAGUAGUAAUGGAAACAGUGGGGCUGGUGGUGAUGCAGAUAAAUUAGUUAACACUAAAGUAUCUCCCAGAGAUAACAACAAGAGGAAUGUUCAAGAGUCUGUAAGCUUGGCAGCCAGUAGAACUCGCGGGCGAGGAUUCAGAACAAAUGCUAAUAACAAUAUGGUCGCUAAUAGAACAGUUGAGACAAAGCCGAAAGGACGUGGAGCAGGUCCAAUCUCUGCCGAGAAUAAGAGAAAUAGUACUAUUCAAAAUGAUGACGAACAGCAAAUUACUCAUGACAUGAAACAUGUGAAUCUUCACGAUGGUACGCAAUACCAUCAAGGUGGAAGACACAACAAAAAUUUCUAUGGACAGUCUUCCAAUCAGCAAAGAUCAGGCACGGUACCUCCAAGAAUGCAACAGCAGUCUCAUUCACAGCAACAACCGCAACAACAACAGCAGUCGCAGCAACAGGCAACUCAACAACAAGAUAGUUCUGCUAAUAGACCAAAGCGAUAUUCUAGUUUGCGACAACGUCCUACGGCUUCCGAAACUCCAGGACAACAAAAUUAUACACCACCGCAUGGGCAACAUGGACAGCAUAAUCAACAUAAUCAGCAUAAUCAACAUAGUCAGCAUAAUCAACAUAAUCAACAUAACCAACACGGUCAACAUAAUCAACAUGGAUAUUUCCCUCCUCAAGCUGGAAAUUCAAGAGGUGUUUUAGAAUCACAAGGAUAUCCACAAGGUCAUUUUGAACAAUCUACGCCCGUUGCUGCCGCUGCUGCACCCAUGGCUGGUCAGCCUGUUAUUCCUCUGCCGCCUAAUGGUCAACCUGCUAGCUAUGCUCCACCGCCGUUUUUAGUACCGCCACCACAGUUUAUUCCUCCGCAGACUGCUCCGCCUAGUAUAAUUAAUUAUGUUCCGGGUCCGAAUGGACCAGCAUUUCAACCAAAUUUUCAAGGUUACCAAGGAUAUAGUCCACCAGUACAGCCAUCGCGUCCACCGCCACCGCAAGAACUGUUCCAACCACAAGGUUGCACUUACUAUAGUCCUGCACAGCAGCAACAGCAACAACAACAGUCGGCACCGAUGAGACGACCAAAGGCAGCUAUUCCAAUUCUUCCACCACCAGAAAAUCAGCAACAUCAAACUAGUAGAGGAAGAGGUAGAAGUACGCAACCACAACAAAAUAAUCAAGUGGGAAAUAUACAGCAGACUGAACUGGAAAUCAAAACUGACUUGGAAGAAAGUGAUCAGAAAAUCGUGUCUGAACAAUUUGAUAACAUCCAAACCGAGCAAAUUAUAGAAGUUGAAGAAGCACCGAAAAAUGAUGAUUUAAGUGUAAUAACGGAUACUAUGGUUGAAAAUAAAGAAAAGGAUGUUCCGGAUGUUGAUAUCGAUAUACCACUGGGCUCCGAAGGUGUUACAACUGAUCAAGUAGACGGAAUAAGUGAUCACGAUUCAUUAAAAGUUACUAUAGAUGAUCAGAAUAUUAUUCCACUUAAAUCUCCGGAAGCAGUCGUGGAAGAGACUGAAAAUGAUUCAAAUAUAAUUGAAACCACUACGUCUGAAAGUAAGGUUGUUGAAGAGGCAGCAGCUUGAAAGAACAUCACAGAGUCUUUUAACAUUUUUCGUGACAGACGUAAUUGUGAAUGUUCGUGAGUAUGAAUAUGCAUAUAUAUUAUAAAAAUACUGUGUAACUUUUAUUGGAGUUAUUACGCAGUUUGUAUAGCGAAUUGGUUUUCACAGAUCACUUGUGAAAUACCGUAGGAAUUGGAUGUGUGCGUACCUAAUACAUAUUUUGAACGACUUUAUCUAAUUCCAGCAUAUUGUUGUACAUUUCGUAGUUCACAUUUGUAUUAAUGUUUCGCUACGAAUCCAUUGAUCUGCUGCUAUCAUUAAACUACACCCUUCUAUAUUGUUAAAUUACUUUCAUAUAUGAAAUCUACUAAUUCAUUAUUAGUAGGCAGGAAUAGUGUUAAAUGUAUUCUCGUGUAUCGAGUAUUAACACAUGCAGCAAUGACUGGUAAAAUGGUUAAUAAAUCGAUAUCUUUUUAAUACAAUGGCUAUUGUAAAUAGAAUAUAGUCAAGUCAGUAACCUCAGCAUGUAUUAUGUCUUUAACUCAUUAACCAUUUGGCGCGCAUUUUUCUUUUAUUGUGAUUCCAGGAGACGUAUUUUUCCUUUUACUCAAAUUUGAAAAUCAUCGUAAAUUUUAUAUGUGUCAUGCACUUUAAAGUUUAAACGAAUAUUUAAAAAAUAUAUAUAAGUCGAUAUAUAGUUACUUAAAUAGUUUAGUUUUUUUAAAGUUUUUAACAAUUUUUUUUUCUGUACACGCUGUAUGGUUAUAUUGUUCAAACAAAUACAUAUUCUGCAAAAGAAAUUAUUGUUGUUUAUCUUUUCUUAAAAAAAUGAAGCAGACGGACAUUAACGUCAUUUGCGCCAAAGGGUUAAAUAAACGGCGAGUGAAUGAAGUAUGUUUAUUAAGUAAAAAAAAAA
Osmia lignaria (orchard mason bee) is the source of this 3753-nucleotide messenger RNA. RefSeq names its product CASC3 exon junction complex subunit (gene btz). The record is from RefSeq and is a predicted model, not a curated record. Gene Ontology annotation, cellular component: exon-exon junction complex. Gene Ontology annotation, biological process: mRNA processing. Gene Ontology annotation, molecular function: mRNA binding. NCBI's taxonomy places the organism in Eukaryota, Metazoa, Arthropoda, Insecta, Hymenoptera, Megachilidae.